AUGAUCAACAGGAACCACCACCCCCACCACUCCCCGUGCCACCAACAAAACAACCACCACCAAAAAAACCGCCAUUUUCAAUACCGUCAAUCGCCUCAGUUCUACCGCAACCGUAACUACCAAAACCAGCAGCAACACCAAAGCCCUUUUGUGAUCAAACUUCUCACCAACCACCGUCAUGAUAACCGCACGGAAUCGUCACUUGAAACCCUAAUUUCCCAAUUUAACCCUAAGCAGUACAAAUUGUACCCAAACCCCAUCUCCACCAUCACCGCCCGUCUAUUUUUCGAGAACCAGAGUGAUGCUAUCACCGCAUUGGUGUCACUGUGGGAACGGAGGCUGGCUGGAGACCAUGCGUAUACUCCGUCGGCGGAUUUCCAUGUAAAUGAAGCGGAGUUGAAUGAGAAGAUUAGAGGUUUGUUUCGAUUGUAUGUAGAGAAAGUGUUAGAAGGAGAGGUGGUGAAGAAAUUGGAAAGAAAGAUUGAAACUUUAGCUGUGGAAAUUGAUAAGGUUUCGGGCUUUUUGAGGCGGCCGAGAGGAGUUAGGGUUUACAGUGAGAAUACGGCGAAGAAGGAGGUUUUAAGGGUGGAAAUGGAGGGGGUUGUGAAGAGGGUAGAGGAGUUUAGGAACGGAAUGAACUGUUUGAUAGAUUCUAUUGAAGGGAAGGAGAUUGGUGACUUUGGGGUUUUGAGGGUUUGUGAUGAGAGUAAUGGGAGAAAGAUGAGAAUAUUUGAUUAUUGGAGUAGGAUUCAUUUUUUGGUAUCAAGAGAGUGUAGAAGGCUUGAAAAUGGGUUGCCUAUUUAUGGGUUUAGGAGUGAGAUUUUGAAGAUGUUGCAUUCACAGCAGUGUGCUUAUGCAUAUUCUUGUAUGAUUGUUUUGGAUGUGAUAUGUGAUUAUGAUUGGCAUGUAGUUUCUCGAUCCAUUCGAUGCAGAGAGUCCCUUGACUCCUUGCCGAGCUCCAAUAAUGCAGCUCCAUAUGUUUCUGAUGUUGUUAAGAUGGCAAUGGAAAUUCAUGCAGUAGAGGGGGAUGGGGCAGUGCUUGCUUUUUUGACUUCGCAGGCAGAAGUAGAAGGGGCAUGUGAAAAGUUUCAGUCUAUCUCUGCCAUUGCGCUCCCAUUACAUGGGAAGCUUUCCCAUGAGGAGCAAUGUCGUGUUUUCCAGAACUACCCUGGAAAGAGAAAAGUUAUUUUUGCUACAAAUUUAGCAGAAACAUCCUUAACAAUUCCUGGUGUCAAGUAUGUGGUUGAUUCUGGUUUGGUUAAAGAUAGCAGGUUUGAAUCUUCUUCAGGUAUGAAUGUACUCAGAGUUUCCAAGAUCAGCCAAAGUUCUGCUAAUCAACGAGCUGGCCGUGCUGGUAGAACAGAUCCUGGCAAGUGUUACCGGUUGUACUCGGAAUCUGAUUAUCAGUCCAUGGAUUUGCAUCAGGAACCUGAAAUUUGUAAAGUUCACCUUGGCAUUGCAGUUUUGAGGAUCCUUGCCUCAGGUAUUAAGAAUGUGCUAGAGUUUGAUUUUAUUGAUGCUCCUAAUGCGGAUGCAAUCAACAAGGCCAUCAGGAACCUUGUUCAGUUAGGUGCUGUUGUCUGCAAGCAUGAUGCUUUUGGAUUAACUGCUGACGGGCAUUUCUUAGUUAAGUUGGGUAUGGAGCCUCGAAUUGGGAAAAUUAUUCUUGAAAGUGUCCAUUAUGGUUUGUGCAAGGAGGGAGUUGUCCUUGCUGCUGCUAUGGCAAAUGCCAGUAGCAUUUUUUGCAGAGUGGGUACCAAUGAUGAUAAGCUGAAGUCUGAUUGCCUUAAGGUCCAGUUCUGCCAUCAUGAUGGAGACCUCUUCACUUUGCUCUCUGUCUACAGGGAAUGGGAGAGUAUAAGUCAAGAGAAUAGAAACAAGUGGUGUUGGGAAAAUAGAAUCAAUGCAAAAACCAUGCGAAGAUGCAGAGAUACAGUACUGGAGUUGGAAAACUGUUUGCAAAAUGAACUUCGUAUCAUUAUUCCAAGUUACUGGCUUUGGGAUCCUCUUGUUGUCUCUGUGCAUGAUAAAAACAUGAAGAAGAUUAUACUUUCUUCGCUAGCAGAUAAUGUAGCUAUGUAUUCUGGAUAUGAUCGUCUUGGUUAUGAGGUUGUUUUAAGUGGUGAAUACUUUCAACUUCACCCUUCAUGUUCAUUACAAGUGUACAACCAGAAGCCAAAUUGGGUUGUCUUCACUGAACUCUUGUCUGUAUCAACUCAAUAUUUGGUUUGUGUUACAGCAAUUGACUUAGACAGUUUAUAUGCCUUCAGUCAUCCUUUAUUUGAUGUCUCAAAGAUGGAGUGUAGAAAACUGCAGUUGAGGGUGAUAAAAGGAUAUGGUGGUGUUGCCCUGAAACGGUUUUGUGGAAAGUCCAAUAGUAGCUUGAUAGCACUUGUUUCUCGCAUGCGUACUAUUUACAUGGAUGAACGCAUUGGUAUUGAAAUCAGUGUGGAUGACAACGAGAUUAGAUUGUUUGCUUCGUCCACAGACAUUGAAAAGAUCUAUGAAUUUGUCAAUAAUGCCUUGAGUUAUGAAAAAAGGUUGUUAAGUACCGAAUGCUUGGAGAAGUGCUUAUAUCGUGAGCAUCUGGAGUUGGAAAAUAGAUGUUUGACAGUGGAUGUGUACCUUUCCAAUGUGAAUGUGUUAGAUGACAAGGAAGUUUUGAUGUUCUUUGAGAAAUCUGUAUCUGGGGUUUGUGGUUAUAACAAAUGCAUGUGCGCUGGACAGAAUGGUGAUGGUGCAGAAAGGUGGGGCAGGGUGACAUUUCUUACUCCUGAAGCAGCUAGAAAAGCUCUAGAGUUAAAUGGAUCUGAGUUAUGUGGCUCUGUACUUAAGUUGUCGCUGUCUGGGUCAUCUGUUGGAGGUAUUCGAAAGUCAUCAUUUGCUGCUCUAAAAGCAAAAAUCAGCUGGCCACGCCGGUAUAGUAAAGGGUAUGCAAUUGUCAGAUGUGAAAGGAAUGAUGUGCAGUUUAUUGUUGAUGAUUGCUUUAAUGUACUGAUUGGGGGCAGGUUUGUUCGUUGUGAGCCUAGCACAAGAGACAUGAACGCUGUAGUUAUCAAAGGAUUGGAUAAGGAAACUUCUGAAGCAGAAAUUUUUGAAGUUCUGCAGAAGACCACAAAUAGGAGAAUUCUAGAAGUAUUCCUAGUCAGAGGAGAUGAAGUAAAUAAUCAUUCUGUUGAUGCUUUUGAGCAAGCAAUUCUCAAGGAAAUUGCUCCUUUCAUGCCUAACCAGGGUCCUUUGGGCAAUUACUGCCAUGUUCAGGUUUUUGCCCCGGAGCCAAAACAUAGUUUCAUGAAGGCUUGGAUUUCUUUUGAAGGGAAAUUACAUUUGGAGGCAGCUAAAGCUCUGCAACAUAUACAAGGAAAAGCACUUGCUGGCUGUUUUUCAUGGCAGAAGAUGCAAUGCCAACAGGUGUUCCAUAGCUAUGUGUCCUGUUCUGCAGCUGUUUAUGCAAUCAUCGAGAGGCAGCUGAAUUCUUUACUAAAAAGCUUUAAGUGUCGACCUGGUGUAAGUUGCAAUUUAGAAAGGAAUGAGAAUGGCUCUUAUAGAGUGAAGAUAUCUGCUAAUGCAACAAAGACAGUAGCAGAGUUGAGAAGGCCGCUGGAGCAGCUGAUGAAUGGAAGGACAGUAAAUCAUGGUAGCCUCAUCCCAAUGGUUCUGCAGCUUCUUUUCUUCAGAGAUGGCAUCAUGCUCAUGAAGUCAUUGCAGGAACAAAUGGGAACUUACAUUCUGUUUGAUAGGCAGAACCUCACUGUUAGGAUCUUUGGCCCCGAGAACAAAGUUGCUCUUACUGAACAGAAGUUGGUAGCAUCUCUUCUGGCCCUCCAUGAUAAGGAGCAAACAGAUAUCCGUCUUCGAGGUGGAGUGAUGCCAUAUGAUCUUAUGAAGAAGGUGGUUGAGAAGUUUGGUCCUGAAUUGCAUGGGCUCAAAGAAAAGUUCCCUGAGGCCGAAUUUAUGCUUAAUACAAGGCGACAUGUUAUUUCUUUUACUGGAAAAAAGGAUAUGAGACUCGAAGUGGAGGAGAUGAUUCAUGACUUUGCGAGGUCUGUUGGUGUUAACAGAUCUGUCAAACGAUAUGAAGAUGACAACAUUGCCUGCCCUAUUUGCCUGUGUGAGGUUGAGGACUGUUACCAGCUCGAGGCUUGUGGGCACAAAUUCUGCCGGUCAUGCUUGGUUGACCAGUUAGAGUCAUCAAUGAGAGGACAUGAUGGUUUUCCUGUAGGCUGUGCCCAUGAAGGUUGUGGCAUGCACAUUUGGCUUACAGAUCUCAAGUCUCUUUUACCAUGUGAAAAGUUAGAGGUUCUCUUCAGAGCCUCCUUGUCAGCCUUUAUUGCAUCUAGUGGUGGCACUUACAGGUUUUGCCCGUCUCCUGAUUGCCUCUCAGUAUAUCGGGUAUCCAAUGGGAUGGUUGGUGAUCGAUUUGUAUGUGGAGCAUGCUAUGCCGACACAUGUACAAGGUGUCAUGUGGAGUAUCAUCCGUUUGUGUCUUGUGAAAAAUACAGAGAGUUUAAGGAGGAUCCUGACGUUUCCUUGAAGGAAUGGUGCCAGGGAAAAGCCCAUGUAAAGAACUGCCCAGUAUGUAGAUACACAAUUGAGAAGGUAGAUGGCUGCGACCAUGUUGAAUGCAGAUGUGGGAAACACAUCUGCUGGGUCUGCUUAGAGUUCUUUAUGAGUAGCAAAGAUUGCUAUGCGCACUUAAGGUCUGUGCAUCCUGCUACCUUAUGA
Dovyalis caffra is the source of this 4725-nucleotide messenger RNA. The record is from the annotation of a GenBank genome assembly. NCBI's taxonomy places the organism in Eukaryota, Viridiplantae, Streptophyta, Magnoliopsida, Malpighiales, Salicaceae.